CGGUCCCAAAGCAAAGCAGCCCGCAGCUGCCUGGGGCUACCUUAAGCAGGAAAAUCCGGCCGGAGGGCGCCGCAAGUGGGUGGCUCGACCUGGAUCCUGAGCAAGGCUGGAGGGUUCGCUUGGAGAGGGGCGAUCCCUGGAACCAUCAGUCUGAGGAAGAUCCUUGAUAUUGGAGAAAGUGUAUGGGGGGAUCAUGCCGACCCAGGAAGAAGAUGUUGAAGGACAUUAGCCCUCAUCAUCCUUAGAAACCAAAUUGGGACAAGGAGCAUGGAUCCUUUGCAUUUUUCCACCGCUUUUGGCAAAGAAGCUGUUCCUCCGGAUGAUAACUUAUCUUUUUCGGCUAACACAACAAGUGACAAGACUUUAAUGGGGGUCUCCAUCCCCACUGACAUCCGCUCUGUCUUCAUUCCCAUAAUUUACCUCCUGGUUUGUGCCAUUGGGCUGAGCGGGAACACAUUGGUCAUUUAUGUGGUUCUGCGCUACGCCAAGAUGAAGACAGUUACCAACAUUUACAUUUUAAACUUGGCCAUCGCUGAUGUCCUCUUCAUGCUUGGAUUGCCAUUCCUGGCUACCCAGAAUGCCAUCUCCUACUGGCCCUUUGGAACUUUCCUGUGUAGGUUAGUGACGGCUUUUGACGGCAUCAACCAAUUCACCAGCAUCUUUUGCCUGACUGUCAUGAGCCUGGACCGAUACCUUGCCGUGGUCCACCCUAUCAAGUCCACCAAAUGGCGUCGCCCAAGGAUAGCCAAACUGAUCAGCAUGGCGGUCUGGACUUUCUCCUUCUUGGUGGUGCUCCCAAUGAUCAUAUUUGCCGAUGUCCAGGAAAAUUUUGACACCUGCAACAUGAGCUGGCCUGACCCAGUUGAGAUCUGGUCAGCAGUGUUCAUAAUCUACACCUCUGUCUUGGGAUUCUUUGGGCCUCUGCUGGUGAUCUGCCUCUGCUACUUGCUGAUUAUCAUUAAAGUCAAGUCAUCGGGAAUCCGUGUGGGUUCUACAAGACGCCGCCGGUCAGAGAGGAAAGUGACCCGGAUGGUGGUCAUCAUUGUGGUUGUUUUUGUCUUCUGUUGGCUCCCCUUCUACAUUGUCAACAUUGUCAACUUGAUAUUCAUCUUGCCAGAGGAACCCAUCCUGGUGGGGGUCUUCUGCUUCGUGGUGGUUCUGUCUUAUGCCAACAGCUGUGCCAACCCCAUACUGUAUGUAUUUCUCUCCGACAACUUCAAGCAGAGCUUUCAGAAAGUCCUGUGCCUCCGUAAAGGCAAUGGCAUAGAAGAUGGUGACCCAACCGAACAUCGGCAAGAGAAAAGUAGCCGCCUGCAGGAUGCGACGCUGCUUCAGAGAAGUGUGGAGGCCAAUGGGCACAUGCAGACUAGUAAGCUGUAGAGAAAGAGUCAGUUGUCUUCAAGAGAACUGGAACUUGAUUGGAGCACAUUAAGGCGAUAAAUGCUGCAGGUGGACCAGCGAUGAAAAGGGGCAUCCCCAAAUCCUCCGUUUUCAGUGUACAAAGACUUGCUUACUUUCUGCCUUCUGGUUAAAGACUCAUUACAACUCAGUCAUUGUCAGUGCCAUGGAAAAACUUCAGCGAAGGCUAACGAAAGAGAGGACAUUGCACAGAUAUGUUAUCAUCCCCCAACAUUCCAUCUUGCAAGCAAGACCAAGAAACAGAACUGGGGGUGGGGAUAUGCAGAUCAAGGUGGUGGGGCAUGCAGAUAGCAGGAAGCCUUAUUCUUAGUGGCUCCCAUUCAGUUCUGUGGGGAACAAUAUUGUCACAGGCCUCACUGAUGAAUGGGAGGGUGGGGAAGGCCUAGAUCUCUCCAUCUCCUCACUUCCCACCAAGCAUGGUGGAUAUGUCUUUCCCAUUUUCAAUGGGCAGAGGAUACAUAUGCCAGUUCCCAAUGUUCUGUCAUACCCUGUUUGCAGCCUUCGCCAAUCUGGUGCCCUCCAGGUUGUGCAGAUAGUCCUGUAUCCUAUAAGGUGGGAGUAUCCAAUGUGGCGCCUUCCAGAUGUUGUUGUCCUCCAACUCCCAUCUGCCCCAGGGUCAAGGAUUAUGGGAGCUGGAGGCCAACAGCAUCUGGAAGGCACCACGUUGGUUGCUCUGUCUUCAACAUCUUGGUCCUCAGAGGUGCUUAACCUUUUUUUUUUUUUUUUGUAGAUUGUGCCCAGAAUGCAGAGCUAGAUGUGGCCUAAUAUAAUCUUGACUCAUUACUAAGAGGGAUUUUUAAAUGCACAUGUCUAAAAUGUAUUCCUUUAGAGUGUGAUUUUUUUUUUUUUUACAAAAGAACCACAUAACCUCAUGGCACUUGUGUUUUUCUCUUGCUCCCAAAGAGAGUGUGUGCGGACACUGAAUAUAGUUUUUGAAGUGUCAGGAACUAGAUCUGCUGUAAUUAAGGGUCAGGAUAUAACAUUCCAAACAGUGUCCUUUAAAGUACUUUAAGAAUAAAUAUAUAAGGUGGGUCCAAAUGAGAUGUAAUGGGGGAUGCAUUGUGCCACCGACCCACAUCUCUGUGCAACGUCUCCCUGGUAACAUCUAGCAAAAGGAGAUAUGAGGUGUGAUCUUCAUCGCAUUCAGCAUUUCCCUGUGUGAACUCCACCUCCCUGAGUGCUGCUCAUGGAGGGUGGAGAAAUGUCAAGUGUGAUGGAGAUGCAUGCCACGUGUCACCUUUUUAUGGGGGAGAUGCAGGAAAGAGAUAGGCAGCAGCAGCAACUAUGUGGUUUCCUUACCACCACUACCAAUAUCAGCGGUAGUCAGUGGGGCAGUGGACUCUGCUUUCAAGGAGCUGUCCAAAGUACUUCAUCUCCUUAAAAGUUUGGACCAAAACCCAAAUCGGAUUCCACCACUCCAUUGACAUGGCACCACCAGCCACCAGUGCUCCCAUUAUCCUAUCAUAAUCAUUACUUAUUACGCCCUGUUUGUGAGGAUCAAGCCUUGCACAGCCUGGGAAAUGAUCUGGGCUUUCUGUGUCCCCUGUGAAACUGUUUAUUGAAUGUAAAUCUCAUCAUGUUUAUAUAUAUGGCAAUGAUUGUGUCGUCUUGGGAAGAUGUUGUGUGUACACAUACCAGUUUGAAGUCCAAAGUA
Messenger RNA from Rhineura floridana, 3073 nucleotides. RefSeq names its product somatostatin receptor 5 (gene SSTR5). NCBI's taxonomy places the organism in Eukaryota, Metazoa, Chordata, Lepidosauria, Squamata, Rhineuridae. The transcript has 2 exons. The record is from RefSeq and is a predicted model, not a curated record. Gene Ontology annotation, cellular component: neuron projection; membrane. Gene Ontology annotation, biological process: cellular response to glucocorticoid stimulus; regulation of insulin secretion; neuropeptide signaling pathway. Gene Ontology annotation, molecular function: somatostatin receptor activity; neuropeptide binding. Bases 268 to 1380 code for a protein of 370 amino acids.